Molecule: messenger RNA, 1313 nt
Organism: Bombus pascuorum
Lineage: Eukaryota; Metazoa; Arthropoda; Insecta; Hymenoptera; Apidae
Gene: pasi1
Exons: 7
Coding region: 245-781 (178 amino acids)
Source: RefSeq, a predicted model, not a curated record
GCUUGAGUAUUGAGGGAACCGCCAUAACAAUCCUGCAGCAAAGUGGAGGGGAAGUAAACGCUGACACGGCGCCAUUAACAGUACACUUACUGACGCGUGCGUGACAUUGUUUCUUAGCAGUGAAACAUUCCAAAUGAUUAAAAUAUUUGAACUCUGGUAACUGGUGACUACCUAUUAUAAUAAGGUUUUAAUUUAAUAAAGCUAUUUUAUUUAUAAACACCUUUUACGUGUUGACGCCCAAACCAUGAAUCUUGAAUACACUAACAAAAUCAUGACCAUAUUGGAAUCCUGCUGGUCACCAUUUGUUUGGACCAAUAACAUCAAGACAGGAUGCAAAGCUAUUGCUUUUUAUACAAUUGCAAUUAGUAUAAUAUCCAUUACAUUGAUAUGUUAUCAAUUAAAUGGAGGCGAUUCAUCUCAAUUGUAUAAUCCUCUGUUUGAGGCUGAUAUUAGAGGAUCAAUGCAAAUUGGUGGAGGAUUUAUGAUUAUUUAUUUUAUUCUCUUGAUAAUAUCAAGCGGUUUGAUGAUACAUGGAUUAAAAGAAGGAAUAAGGGGAUGGUUACUUCCUUGGCUUAUAUUAUGGUUCAUUGUAUGUUUAUUCCAAUUAGUUUUUGGACUUUGGCUUAUAGGAGGUUAUUACAUCUACCUUGAUGCAACAUUUGCAGCAAUGUGUAUUUGGUUCUGGAUGUCCUAUAAUAUAUACUGUUGGUUAGUUGUGUUAUCAAUGUACAAAAUAUUUGAAGAAUUACAAUCUCCAAAUAUAGAGCUUUUGUGGCCUUAAGUAGGUACAUAAUACUAACUAUAAGAUAUUAAGUACAUUGAUUGGCACCAAAGUAAAAUACAGUAUCUUGAGAGAUACAGAUAUAAUCUUCUAUAUUUAUAUAUUUUCUUCAAUCGAAAUUUAUUUAGAGAAAUAAUAUUAUUUAAAAGAUAAUUUAGAUCGAACAAAAACUUGUGUUCAACUUGGUUAUGAUUAUUUAUUUUGACAUAUCUAAUAUUAAAUAUUAUAAACACAUAAGUAACAUACUCACGUGUCAGUAAUGUACGAUUAGUUUGAAGCUUGGAACUUCUUACAUUUUAACAAAAAGACUGAUAAUGGUCUAAGGAAACAUCCGUCCAAAUCUUAGAGUAGUAUUUUGAAAUUUGUUAACAACUGUAAACAAGAUAAUAGGUGAUUGCUCUACAUGACCAAAAAUAUUUGAAACAAAUAGACAAAUUUAUUAUGAAUUUUUAUAUAAGAUAUUCUAUAACAUUUGUAAAAAUUUUGUAUGUUUGAUAUAAAUAAAAAAAAGUACAUUAAUAAACCUCUUAAA